Messenger RNA from Frieseomelitta varia, 705 nucleotides. RefSeq lists its product as uncharacterized. NCBI's taxonomy places the organism in Eukaryota, Metazoa, Arthropoda, Insecta, Hymenoptera, Apidae. The coding region runs from base 234 to 545 and encodes 103 amino acids. The record is from RefSeq and is a predicted model, not a curated record. The transcript has 3 exons.
AAGGAGAUUUAUCAGCAAAAAUGAAAAUUUUCGAUCCGACAACGGAUCGAUUCCCGAAGUCAUAAGAGGAAGAAUAAGCACACACGCCUGCGCCACGUCCUCCGCGUACUCUUUUACCGCAAGUAAAGCGUUAGAAACUAAAUAUGUAGUUCAAUUUUUUCUUCAUCAGAUUUUCCAUACGAUAUCGUAAAGGUGAUUGCGUAAACAGGGUUGCACAGAAGAUUCUGGCAAAAAUGCGCAACAAUGAAGGGUCAGUGCUGUAUCUGUUAUUGGUAUUAAUCUUAUGCGCAGAAGUAUGUAUGACGAGCGCCAGACACCUGAUUAAAAAGAGGAAUUACAGCGAUCAGAGUGUGAGAGGUUAUUUGGCGGAGCGGACAUGUUGGUGGAAUGAAGUAUGCAAAGAGGAGUUUCACAGUAAAUUCCGAUGCCGAUGUCCAAGAUGGUCUUACUGUCGUGCACCUGGCAGAUAUUACGACGCUCAUUGCAGCAUGACACGUACAGGCUAUAUAUGGACUCAACCGGAGACGCUCGAAGUUAACAAAUAAAUAUCCAGUUGAUCGCUAAUUAUCGCCAAUCAAAAGCUGAUAAUAUCAAAUUUACCUAAAUUCACUUUAUAGUCAGAUUAGGUAACUAAUUAAUAUCUAGCUCUAUUGAGAGUUUCUGUCAAAUAAUCAUUGCGUAUUAAAUACGCUUCAAGUAUGUAAA